UCACGGGCCCUCCGGCAGUCGGACCGGGGGGCGCGCAGAUGGUCGUCCCCACUUUCCCGCCGGGGCCUUUGCAGGCGCAGCAGCAGCAGAUGGCGGCGGUAGCGGCGGCGGCGGCAGCAGCUACGGCGGCGGCGGCGGGGGGCAACAACGCGAUGAACCCGCACCACAUGGCAGGCGUUGUGCCGCCGCACGUGAUGGCGGGGGCGCGGGGACCCAUGCCGCCUCAGCAGUUCCCGCAGCCCAUGUAUCGGGCGGCGAUGGGACAGCCUCCGCAGAUGUUCAUGCAACCGCCUCGCAUGCCGAUGGCUCCGGGGCAGAUCCAAGGCUUUCCGCCGCAGGGGAUUCAGGUCGUGGGCCAGCCAGGGGGGGCGGCGCCCCCCCCGGGAUCUCCCUUCUAUCACGGCCAGAUGCAGAUGGCCCAGCAGCAGCAGCAGCAGCAGCCGCAGCAGCAACCGGGACAGCCGCAGCUUCAGCUGCCGCCACCACAGAUCCCGGUGCCGCAAGGCCAACAGCAGCAGCAGCAGCAGCAGCAGCCCCAGCAGCAGCAACAGCAGCAGAGAGGUUUCCCAAUGAUGCCGGGACACCCCGGGGCGGGCGGGGCUCCCCCGCCCUCCCACCCCGCCCCUCCCCAGACACCUCCUCAGUCGCAGAGACCGGGGAACGCGGGCGGAAUGGGCGGCAUGCGGCCCGGGGGCGCGGGGGGUCCGCACGAGCACGGGGGGGAUGGACACGGCGACGACUCGGGAGGCGGCCACUCGCGAAGAGGGCGCGGAGGCGGCAGGGGGGGUAGGGGGGGCUUGUCGAGACAAAACAGCGCCAACAGAAAACACAGGGGCGGAAGCGGCGGUUCUUGAAGAGGCAGCAGCCGCGCGCCCGUUAUUUCCGCCGCGACUUGUUUUUUCGUCUCGACAAAGUCUCUCUCUUGACGUGCCUCCCUCUGGGACGCGGGCCGGGUGAAAUCCGGUGACUGGAACGAGUGGAGACUACGCAGAUACAGUACUUUUUAUUUACCCCGGGAAGAUGGAUGCCACUUUUUGGGUGUGUGGUUGAGUUCGGGCGGUGUGUUGUGUGUGUGUGGAGUGAGUGAGUGGUAAUGUGUCCCGAAGCAUCUUGAAUUGCCGUGUAUGAUGUACGAGAUGAAAGCGACACCUUUCUUGCGGAGAGUCUUGUGUGUUCCUUGGUGAAGGUGGUGGUUGUGUUGGGCAGGGGUUGGAGCGCCGAUUUUUUUUUUGCGGCUGGUGAACGAACCAUGAACUGGUUGGUGUCCACGGCCUGGGAUAUAUGGGAUUGUGUCGGUGGAAAAAUGAAUGCUUUUCGAUCGAGUCUGUGUUGGUGGGUAACUGGAACGCGCGAGAGGACGUCGAGGGUGACGACAGAUCGGAAUAAUGCUUUUUCUUUCCGCGGGACGAGAGGUUGCGUGAUGCCGUGCGCCUGCCUGCAUGAUUCCCCACGUAUUCCUCCUUGGUGGUGGUUUGUCGUUUGUCGCAGUGUGCAUUUUUUUUUUUUCCUGUUUUGCUCGAAGGAAAAAGUUGGCGCUUUACUGGCCUUGCCUGCAGGCGGUAGAGGCGGAGAAUGGGGGCAGGCAAGUGAGAUAUCAUUAUCCUUCAGUUGAUUGCCCGCGGGAAGAUGAUUUCCACACAUGUUUGCCCCGUGAGAGCUCCUCGAUGUACUUACACCGGCGGAUCAACAUGCUUCGAGCAUCCGAAGGGACGAAACGCUCUCAGGAUUUACCCUUUUACGUCGUACGU
Molecule: messenger RNA, 1748 nt
Organism: Ectocarpus sp. CCAP 1310/34
Lineage: Eukaryota; Phaeophyceae; Ectocarpales; Ectocarpaceae
Source: the annotation of a GenBank genome assembly